AUGGGGUUCAACAGGGUGGGCAUCAUACUGCUGUUGAGUGGGCUUGCAUUGGCCCAACAAGGCAGUGACAGUGAACCCAGUGCAGCAUGUCAAUUGGUCUCCAGAUUCAAAACCUAUAGGAAGUAUUUAUACCAGUACAGCACUGAGAGCAGAAAUGGUGUCGUGGGCACUGCCAACUUAAGAAAUGGACCCAAAGUUACAUGUAAGGUAGAGAUUGAAGUCCCCCAGGCGUGCAGUUUCGUCAUGCACACCACAGACUGUACAUUGAGUGAAGUUUCAGUCAUGGACCCACAAGGGGUGCCGGUCUACUCCCCCGCACCCGGAUCUGAUGCUUUCAAGGCAGCUAUGGAAAAGAAUCCUCUGAAAUUCACAGUGGAGAACGCUCAGGACAUGGAAGUGUUCUCUGCAGACAAUGAACCGGUGAAUAUCCUCAACAUCAAAAGAGGAAUCGUGUCCGCACUCCUGUCCCCGAGCACAGAGGAAAGCACCAGUGUCAUGAGCACAGUUCAUGGUCAGUGCCGCACAGCUCAUCAGGUGAAUGGAGCAGACGUCAGCGUGACUCGAGACCUCUCCCAGUGUAACCAAUUCUACGGAAGGAAACUCACAGACAGCCCUUUGGCCCUUCUAAAGAAUCUGCACUACCCCUUGUCUAAACUCAUCACCAGCAGCCAAGAAUGCAACUACCAAUUUGACAACAAGGGGAAACACAUCACGUCUGUCCAGUGCACUGAAAAACAUGUGUAUCUCCCAUUCUCACACCAGGACAAUGGCAUGUCAUCUGUGAUUACACAAGAGCUGACCUUUCAAAAUUCAAAACGGAUCAACAACCGAAUCUUUGACUUGACCAGCACACAGGGCCAGCCGCUGUACUUUGCCGACCCUGAUGACAAAUCUGCCAUCCAAACUAAGGAAACUGCAGUGAAUAUUUUGAAUGAACUUUUGGCUCUGUCUGGUAAUGAACAAAACCAAAAGAGACCCAGUCUUUUCUACAAUCUCGUCUCCACCAUGAGAGCCCUCCGAAAUGAGACUUUGAGUGAAACUGUUACCGAAAUGCUGGAUAUUUCUACUUGGGUCACAUGGCAGGCCUUAUUCCAAUGUGGGACGGCUGAAUGUACCAGCGCUAUGCUCCAGUCCAUAUGGAAAAUCCAUGGGGUUUCUGCUGAAGUCGAUGCUUUUGUUUACGCUCUGGGUUUGAAGACAGACCCUACUUCAACUCAACUACGAGACAUGCUCAGUAUGGCACAAUACAGACAGAGCAAAGGGAUCAUGUAUGCACUGGGAUAUAGUGUGAAGAAUUUUUAUCGAGGAGACGUUACUCCAGAGAUCAGAGAUGUGGCCGUUUUCAUGGAGGAAAUGUUGAACGAGUGCUCGGGCGAACUGGGACCAGACAUGGAUCCUGAUAUAAUACGCAACCCACAAGAGCUCUCCUACCUCGUACUGAGGGUGAUUGGAGUGAUGGGUCAGCCUAUGCAGGAUCACAGUCCCAGUCUGGUCUCUGCUGUUCUCAGCUGUGCAACAAAAGCAAACGCUCCUUUAUCUACUCAGAAAGCAGCAAUACAGGCGUUUAGGAACAUCAACAUCAACGACAAGGUGAGGAGUGCUCUUUUGGACAUAUACCAGGAUGCCCAGAGCCCAGUGGAGAAGCGGGUGGCAGCUUACCGAAUUCUGAUCAAAAACAUGGACGAAGCCACAGCCAGAACCAUUGUGAACUCUGUGGAGGAUCUGACAGACAAAGAGCUCAAGACAUUUGUGGUUACUCACCUCAAAAAUGUCCUCAAUAAUGAUCUACAUGCGACUUACUACAUAGAGCUGGCUGUGCUAGACAAAGAACUGCCUCCACUGGAAAAAGUAUCUGGAAAAUCCCGAAACUUUAUGACAGAAGUCUAUGGAGCGUCAUUCAAAUCUGACAUUGUUUUUGAUGACACCAACACAUUACCAAAAGACAUCUCAAUGGACCUGUCCUACGAUAAGGACUACAUGAAUAAUAAACUUCUUAAGUUACAUUUUGAAGGCGAUAGGUUCGAGCCUUCAAUCAAAUCUCUGUUUGGGGAAAAUGGUUUUGUUCCCGAGUUGUUUUUCAAACUCACAAACUGGGGCCAGGACCAGGCUCAGAUGCUCAGAGACCUUAUCUCUGGACUCACAUCUGAAGACGGACGAAAAAAGAGACAGGUCCCAGACGAUCUUGUGAAGAGCAUAAUUUAUGGUUUCCACAAGCUGAUGGAGGACUUGCACUCUUCAGAGGUUCCGGAGGCUGUGGCGUAUUUCGAGCUCCUUGGGACAGAGAUGGGAUACAUGAAAAUCAACCAAAUCAGAGACGUUCUAGAGACAAUGCUCAUGUACCAGCAUAUCUUCAUCCAAGUGCUCCCCACCAGCGUCCUCUUUAGGUUAAUGUCCAGCCUUGAUAAUGAGGUUUUCGCUCACUACAUCUUUAUGGAGAAUGGUUUUUCCCUGCCCACUCUCUCUGGGAUGCCUCUCAAGUUUUCCCUCUCUGGAGUCCUUGCUCCCGGAGCCAAAGGAGGACUUACCAACACCCCAUAUGGAUCUCUGUCCUUCAUGCCUUCAGUUGGGGUGGAGUUCAUCACAAACAUGGGCGUGCAUAUUCCAGAUUACGUGGAGGCGGGACUCGAGAUGCACACAAAUAUGUUCCACAAAAGCUCCAUCAACAGCAAAAUCACCUGGGACAGAAACCAAAUCAAACUCACUCUCCCUGCACCCACAGCAAACAUGCAGCUGUUCAGUGUUAGUAACAAAGUGCUGUCCAUCUCGGCGGGUCAGACUAAGAUAGUGCCCUCUCUGGUAGAGGAUAGAACUGACUCCACAGACUGUCAGCCGCUCAUCACUGGACUCAGACUCUGCUGCAUCACACGAUACUCCAACGGCACCUCCACAGAGCACGCUCCAUACUACCCACUAACUGGGGAGAGCCGAUUUGCGAUUGAAAUUGAACCCACAGGAGAAGUUUCUGAAUACGUCGCUUCUUUGACUCGUGAAAUGCUUAGAGAAGGCAAAGACAGAGUGACAGCUCUCAAACUCUCACUCAGAGCUGAAGGUGUGGAUUCAGCAGAGCUCACAACUUCUCUCAAAUACAACCUGAACAAAAACAUAGUGCUGACAGAGUUUAACAUCCCAGACUACGAUAUCGAGGCCGGGAUCAAGUUUGCUCUGGACAGUGACCCAACAGCACCAGGACUGAGAGGCAUCACCAUCGAUGUAACUAAUAAAAACAUCCCCCAGCUCUCUCUCACAGCACGCACUCGACUUAAGAUGAUGAAGGAGGCCAUGCUGCAGCUCCAGAUGACCCUUCCCUCUUUGAACGCUGACGCUGCGAUAACAUCAACUUUAAAACAUGAUGACAUCAUCACUGUCACCAUAGAAACAGCUGUAAAACUCCCAGAGACGCUGUACGAACACAAAGUGUCACUCAAAUAUACAAAAUUGCAGCUUGAACUGAAAACUGAUGCAAGUUCGGAUAUCCAGAAGCUGAUCCCGAAUGCAGAGGAUCACCAUCGGCAGCUGCAGCAGCUGCUGGACGAUAUGUUGAACCAAAGAGUGGCCAAAACAGACAUGAAACUACGGCACAUUGUCACGAAAGGAAUAGAGGCAGUUAACAUCUGGAUGGACAAACUCACAGCACAGUUCCCAUAUCUGGAAAAGCUUCGGCGCAAAAGGAGCGUCUCAGUCACCCUGCCUCCUUUACCGGAGAAACUGUUCUUCCAAUAUGAUGGCUUGUUUCGAUACCAGUUCAACAAAGACAGACUGCUCCUUUCUCUCCCUCUACCACUCGGGGAAACAUCACAAGAGUUGGACUUCCCUGAACAACUGACCUAUCCUGCCAUCAAUCUACCAAAAAUAGGCCUUCAUCUGCCCCCUCUGAUUGUAAAAUUACCCCCGUUCACCGUACCACCAUCUUGGCAUUUCUCACUCCCUCUCCUCGGACUGGCUGAAGCAUCGGCAAAGAUCAACAGUAACAUUUACAGUUGGGAAGGAUCGAUUUCCGGGGGCAACAACACAGUGGAUGUCCCCAGUUACAUGGCGCAUUACAAAAUCAUGGCACAGUCUCCAUUCUGCGUGUUGUCAUACAAACUUGAAGGCACUGGUAUGGUGACUGGAAGUGAAGACGACAGCAUGAAAUACCUCCUAACCAACACAUUCAAUCACUGCCUCAUCGACACAAGCCUCAGUGUUGUUGAAACUUUUCAUGUUACCGACAAAAUCAACACAAAAGCCAAUUACAAAGCGGAAAUCUCUAGUCCCUUAGGCUUCGAGACCACUUGGUUCUACACCGCCCAGGCAACUUCCACACACGAACAUGAGGAAGUCUCUGGAGAUGGGACAGUAGAUGGAAAACUCAAACUAGGAUCCUAUAAUUCCGAUAUAACUUACACACAAAGCUACAGUCUCCGCCCACAUGACAGAGAAGGAAGGGGAGAGUCAAGUUUGGUUUUCAGUUGCCCCCUAGGCAAACUUCACAACAUAAUUCAAGGAGUAUACGCAAAUUCAGAACUUAAUAUCAUCUCCAAAACAAAUGCUUUUGACGAUGCCUUAAAACAAAUAGCAGAAUUGAAAUUUAAAGAUUCACAGUUGAUACUUAAAUGUAAUGGGAUGGCAGCAGGAAUGGGCAAAGCUCUCACCAACAAAAUGGAAGUUGGCGUAUCUGACCAAAUGGCACUUUUUAGGAUUGAAUCCCAAAUUGAUGACACAAAAAAUCUGAUAUAUUCACUCCUAACAGGGUCUUUAGAUGCAAAUGGGUUGGACGUAAAGUCCGAAGGCUCCCUUAUGUUUGAAAUGGGGCGUGGAUUACACAAAGCUUCUUUGGCAAUAAAUAGAAAUGGCUUAGUAACAAGUGGUACUAAUGCAAUUGAAUGUAGUCCUGUGAUGAUUGAGAAUAUCUUUAAUGGUGUUAUAGACAGCAGUGGUGCAACAAUGUCAACCAAAAUGAGGGCAGUGGGAGAAGAAGGCAGAGGAGAGCUUAAUAUUGACGGGCAAGUAUCGUCUUCUGAAGCUACUCUACAAGGCGUUCUUAAGGGCCAUGCAUUUGAUGGGACCACCAGAAACAACUUGAAUAUAUUAGUGAACCGAAAUGGCUUGACUUUUAAUGCAGAUAUAAUGGGAUCAAUGAAACAAAUGAAAACGGAAAAUAGCCACCAACUAACAGUCACAUUAUGGACAGUUAACCUGCGUUCAAAAUCUGACAACUUUGUUUGUGAAGAUAUUUACUACAAGCAAGAUACCAAGGUUAAUGUACAGCCUUUUGUUAGCUCCAUUGUUAUGAAAAAUGAUUUGAAAUUAUAUGAACUAAGUUUGAGCAAUGAAGGACGUAUGAAGCUUCGACCAACUAACUUACAUCUUAGCGGAAAUGUUUUGGGAGCUUUUGGUGAAGAUAACAACUUAAAACAUAUUUAUGAAGUUAAUAUUGCUGGUCUAGAAGGUGCUUUGAAAUACACUGCAUCUGCACAAGCACUGGAUGCUCAGCUGAGCCAUAACUGCGAGUUUGAAUUUGCGGGAUUUUCUUCAAUGACAAAAUGUGAUGCAAGAGUGAAUUCGCAACCACUUCGCCUAGACAGCACCUUAAAAGUUAUGGCUUUACCAUUCAGUCUUUCUAUUGAUGGACUUGUCAAUAGUGAUGGUGAAAUUAAACUAUAUGGGAAGCAUACUGGACAGUUGUACAGUAGAUUUCUAUUCAAGGGUGAGCCGCUAUCCUUAGCCUAUACACAUGACCAUAGAAUUUCAACCAAUCAUAAGCCUAGAAGAAUAGAAGAGAUCACAACCAAUUUGGACAGCAAGUUGGAAGGACUAUGGACACCAAAUAACCAACUUCUUAACUGGAAACUGAAAUCAACACUUAACAAUCACGCAUAUGAUCUAGAUUUUAGUACUUACAAUAAUCCAGAGAAGAUGGGAGCAGAGUUUGCUGGAGUUGUGCUCACAAACCUUUUGAAUAAGCUAACCAAAGAUAGUCCAGUUGAGGAGGAAUUUGGCAUGUCUGGGUUUCUUAAAUAUGAUAAGAAUACAGAAUGCCAUAUAAUUGAGCUGCCAUUCAUUGAAAGCUUUCCGGCUGCUUUCGAACAAGUCAAAACAACACUUGUUCAAGCCCUAGAAUCACUUUACAAAUACAUUGACGAUCUAGAUAUUAAUUUGGUCUUAUCGGAUUUCAAAAACUGGCUGUCUGAGUUGCCAAAGAAGGUGGGCGAUUUUAUGGAAGAAUAUGAUCUAGGAAAGUAUAUAGCUGUUGUAAAUGAUAAAAUCGACUACUUGAUGAAAGAGUAUUCAGUCACUUUGGAGGAUUUGGAGAAAGCAGUGAUGAACUUCAAAAUAAACCUAGAGGAAACCAUAACGGACAUUGCCACAAAAAUAAAAGAAUUACUUGUCAUGGCAAAAGAUUUUGUUGAAUCCGGAGAAUUUAAGGACAAGAUUACAAAUGUACUUAAAGAGAUUGGAGACCAUCUAUGGGCUUUCAAUGAGAAAUAUGAAAUUAAACUGUCUUUGGUGAAGCUACUUGUUGCUAUGGAAGAUAUAUUGAGUCAAAUCGAUUUGCAAAAACUCACUGAAAGCAGCACUGCAUGGCUAAAGAAUCUGGAUGCGCAAUAUGGCGUAAUUGACAAAAUCAAAGGCCACCUAUCUGAAAUCAAGCAAGCCAUUGAAGACUUUGAUACCCAGAAGUUUUUCGAAGAUUUGAAAGAUUACAUCCUAUCAAUUCACUUGGCAGCAUAUAUAGACCAGCUUCAAUACACGAUACCUUAUUCAGAUAUUAAACGCACUUUGGAACAUAUGUACGAUGUUAUUGCCAACUGGAUCGAUGAAUAUGAAAUCCCACAGAAACUCAAUACUGUUUUCAAUUAUAUAAAAGACCAGAUCCUGAAGUACAGUCUUGAUGAGAAGUUUAAAGAAGUACUGAAUCAGGUAGAUGUUCUCAUUGACGACUUGAAAAUUGAAGAAACGCUGCAGACAGUUGUUGAUGCAAUCAAAAAAAUCAAUUUUGAAUAUGAAUUCAGCAAAAUAAUGAACUUUUUGGAGCACAUCACAAAUGCCAUUAAAGACACUGACUUCAGGAAACUUAUAGAAAGUCUUAAUGAUAACAUCGCUAAUUUGAUCGAGUCCAUGAAGGAGUUUGACUAUCAUAUGUUUGUAGAUGAGACUAAUAAGAAAAUGGCAGAGCUUGCCAAUUACAUAAAUGAACAAAUUAAACUCUACAAAAUUGUUGAGAAAAUUGAAGCAGUGAGGGAGUUUCUGAAAGAGGUCCAGAAUUCAGUCUACACCUAUUUGGAUGAACUGAAAAAUACCAAAGUGGCUGAUGCGCUUGUCAGAUUGAAAGAUGUAAUAGACUCAACGUUUUACAAUGAUGUUAAAUUAAAAGCCCUAGAUGUUCUUGAUGAUAUAAGAGACCGGAUUUCAGAUAUGGAUGUCAUUACCGAAAUAAUGGUCUAUCUCCAAAGAGCAAGUGAAUUCUACAAAAAUACUAUUGAAUUAAUCUCGAUGAAAUUGACAGAACUGAUUGACGAAAUUACUAAAUUGUUUAAGAAUAGUGAUUUUACUGAUAAGGCAAAAAUAGCUAUCAAUGAGGUUUUCAGUGCAAUCAAACAAGCUGAGAUCAAAGUACCAAUGUUUACUGUACCACUUACUGAUCUCGUCAUCCCUACAUUCUCUUUGAAUCUGAACAAAUUAGAUGAAAUUAGCAUACCUUCAGAGAUUACAAUCCCAGAGAUUACUAUUUUGAACACGUACACUAUCCCAUCCUACACAAUUGAUUUUGAAAUGAUAAAAGUCAAAAUUGUCUCAUUUAUAGAUGAACUUAAAAUGUUUGAAAUCCAAUGGCCCAAUCCACAUGAAAUCUUCGGAGAUAUAAAAGUUUUGUACCUUUUUGAUUUACCAGAUUUCACAUUCCCAGAGAUAACUUUAUCUGAAGUCAAAGUACCAACUAUAACCAUCCCGAAAAUAAACUUGGAAGCUUUUGAAAUUACAAUGCUGCCUAUUCCAGCAAUUGAAAUUCCACAAAUUCCUAGCGAUAUUUGUAUACCUGUGUUUGGCAAAUUUUAUGGAGAAUUUAGAGUCAAUUCACCACAAUACACUCUCAUAACAACAGGCAACAUUGAAAAUGCAACAUCCACUUUGAAAAAUCCCGUUUUUACCGCCUCACUCAACUCGAAAGCAACAUCAAUAUUUAAACCACUUGAAUACAAUCUUCAAGUUGAUGCUAAGUUGGAAGCUCCCAGAAUGAAAAAAAUGAUAUUUGCACAAAUGGUGAAAGCUGCACAUAUGGCUUUUUCAUUUGAUCAUGAAGGAACACUUACCCUGACAAGCUCAUCUGCUGAAGCCAACGCAAGAACCAAUGCUAAAGCUACAACUCCUGUUUACACUGCUGAUUUGAUGAACAAUAUCGCUCUUUUUCUUAAAGGUGGCAUUUACGCAACCUGUGACACUAUGUACAGUCACAACUUGGCUCUCCCAUCUCUCGAGUUUUCAAGUCAAGCUAACGUCAAACACACAGGCGCCACCACUUUGGAAUCCGGGAAAGUGUCUGUUACUGCGGAAACGAAUGCCAAUUGCAAAUGGUCCAUUGACGAUUACUCCGAUGAAGGCACUCACAAAAAUAAACUGGAUUUUAACAUCGACCUUAACAUGGCUAAGUUAACGUUUGAUGGAGAAACUGAUGCUAACUCUUUCAAAUCAAAGGAAUCGUUAACAGUUGAAUCUGUUGCACUAAGCCUUGUUACCAUAGCAGCUCGAAAUGAAAUGGAUAUCCCAUCUUUGAAGAAAAGUGCAACCAUUUUGGAUGCUGAAGCUAAUAUGAGCGAAUUAAAACUAGCCAUCACAGCUACUCAUGACUGCGAGUAUACUGGAAGUGUUCAAGGUACUGAAGUAAGUACCCUAGAUUUCAAAAUACAUCCAUUUGAACUAAUUCUUGAUGCUAAAAAUAAGGCUAACCUAAAGAUUUUCCUUCCUUUAAAACUUACUGGUAAAGUGGACUUCCAGAAUAACUACUGCCUCAUAUUGAGCUCAGAGAAACAGAAAGCAUGUUGGCUAGCUUUGGCUAGAUUUAACCAAUACAAGUACAACCACAACUGUGUAAUGGAAAAUAACAACAAGGAGAUUUACUUACAUAAAAUGUUAAACGCAGAAGCGAAUCUGGAGUUUUUGACGGUACCGCUCUCAAUCCCAGAAAUGACAAUUCCUUAUAUGGAAACGAACAUCCCAGCUAUUACAGACUUCUCUUUAUGGGACCAUGCUGGGCUCAAAUAUUUGCUCCACACUCCUCAACAAUCAUUUGACUUCAACUUGAAACUUCAUUACUUUAAAAAUCCUGAACCAUAUAUAUUGCAAUUGAAUCUCGAGCCAUUUAACAACGCAAUUAGAGAUAAUGCUAACGUAAUUCAAGAACAAUUUGAAAUGCUGAGAGACAAAAUAGUUGGUCUAUUGAAAGAAUCACACAGCCAGGCCAAGAAACGCUAUAUCAAGCACAAAAAGGACACUUCGAGUAUACCUCCAAGAAUAAUUACCAUCCCUGGAUACAAAAUACCAUUUCUAAAUAUCGAAAUUUCAACAUUCUCAGCUGAGUUGCCUGCGUUCAGCUAUGUAGUGCCCAAGGAAGUUAGCACACCUAGCUUCAAGGUCCCAGCGCUAGGCUUCUCCAUACCAUCUUACACACUUGUCCUGCCAUCUUUGGAGCUGCCAAUCAUUCACCUCCCAGAAACUUUAAGCAAAAUACAGAUGCCAACUUUCACAUUCCCUGAUCUCCCAAACAAUAUUGAAAUUCCAACUUUAGGUAACUUUACUUUUGACUAUUCAUUCAAGUCUGCAGUGAUUGCUGUAAACGCUAAUGGUGAUAUUGUAAACCAGCAAGACAUUCAGGCUAGGUUCACUGCCAACUCUGUAUCUGUUUUUGAAAUUUUGAACAGCAAAAUGGACGGAACGACAAGUUUGACCAGAAAAAGAGGUAUUAAACUAGCCACUACGAUCACCUUGGAACACCAAAACGUUCAAGCUAACCACGAAUGCGCAAUUAGCCUCAGCAAGAUUAGCAUUACUUCCUCUAUUGCCAAUAGUGUCAAAAUUAGCAUGCCAUACCUUAAUUUGGACUUUGAUCAUACUAUUGAAGGAAAUACACAAACCACACCAACUGUUAGCACUAAGAAACUCAAAUAUAUGUUCAAUGUUCCUGUGAUCAAUUCGGCAGGUAAAGGCACUUUUGACAUGCAAUCCGAACUUGAAACCCUUCACUCCCAUAUCUCGAUGGACACCUCUAUACAAAGCAAGUCUGACAGUACUAUAAUGGAUGAAUGGAAUAUUGCGCAUGAUUUAAAUAACAAAGCAGUUUUCUACCUCAAUGUUAACGGCCUUAGAACAACUGUUACAACUUCUGUUAACUGUGACAUUGAAAAACAGGAAAAGCUAAAAAGAAGCACCGAUGAUAAUGUCAUUCAUGUUGAUGCUGUUGAAAAUUUUGCUCUUGAAAUCACCUUGAGACGAAUGUUUGUAACUAUGGAGUUUACCUGCAAUAAUAAUGCCAAUUUUGAGUUUUUCAACACCAAUGGUAAUCAUGUGGUUACAGCUGAAUUAGAUUUGGUUCCUUUAAAAUCACUUAAAACAAAACUGGACACUGAAUUAAAACAGCCAAGCAGUUUGGGUCAUUUGGGAUUUAUUCGUAAGAUUAACCUUGAAAUCACAUCUGAAAAACAGUCUGUUUCUUGCAUUGCAAAAGAACAGAUAGCUUCAUUCAUUCAUGCCUGCAAUUUUUUUAUGGCUAAUGAAGUAAGCGAAGCUCGUAUGGACUUUAGUGAAUCAAUGGAAGGGCAUCUGGCUUUUUUGAAAUCUAUACGGAUCCCAGUUUAUCAGAAAAACUUGUGGGACGUGCUAAAGUUUGACCAGGUAACCAAGAUGGACGACUUACAAAUGCUCAACAUCUCAUCUAGCGUUGUCUAUACAAAGUCUAUGGAUGGCCAAGAAUAUGGUUUAAUUUAUAGGCUUCUUGAGGAAGGAGUUAUGUUCAGAAUUCCUGGGUUUACCAUUCCUGUGCCCUAUUUUAUCACAGAAAUCCCAGCGGCUAUAAGAAAAAUAGACAUGCGAUUUGAAGAAAAUUCCGCAAUAUGUAACGGUCCUCCUGUUUUGUCAAUACCUGAGUUUGACGUCCCAUUCACCAACAUACACAUUGAGCCAUUCAUUUAUGAUCUAAAGGAAUUAGAAUUACCCAAAGUUAUCAGAACCAAGGCAUUUGACAUCAUGAUUCCUGGACUGCCGAUAAUAUCCGUGCCUAGUUUUGAUAUCAACAUGGACUAUGUCCAAGAAAAAAUGUCAUUCCUUUCAAUCAAAAUUCCACAAUAUAAUAUCCAGGUUUUGUCUUUCACAGUACCAAAAUCAAUCAGUAUUGGAGACCUCACUAUCGAUCUAGAUGAAAUCAGAAACUACAUUUCCAACUUUGAACUUCCAACUAUUGUAAUCCCAGAACAGACUAUUGAAAUUCCAGAAAUGGACUUGUAUCUGCCCUCGAGUGUCUUCAUCCCUGGAUUUGGAGCUCUCAGUGCGACUGUUAAAGUUGCUGCUCCCAUUUAUAAUGUAUCAACCAUCGCUGAUGUGGAAAAGAGGGGAUCCAACAUGAUAACUAGUCUCAACUCUAUCUGUACAUCCACCAUGGUCUUUUUGGAGUAUGACCUCAGUGCUUCUGCAACUCUUGGAUUUAAUGACAAAACUUCGAGCCUCAAGGGGAAUAUUGACUUUGUUCACAGUGACAUUAAUGUGAAAUGGCAACAUAAUUUUCUCAGAACCUCAAGAAUAAAACGGCAAGCCUCUACAUCUGAUCCUUAUGAAUAUUUCCACACUCUUACGGUUGACAUCACCAGUCCGUUAUUUGCUGAUGUGGGUUAUCGAAUGGCCGCUCGUAAAGACGGCAUCACUGCAUCUGUCUCAUCUCCUACAACUGGUUUCCUCGGACUCCAGCUGCAGAGGAGGUCCCCAUCCCAACUGUUUGGAAAACUCUUCAUCCGAUACCUGGCAACUCCAGAGAAAGACACAGAUAUCCUCACAUUCAAAGCCACUCUGCGGAACUCGGAAAAGCUCUUCCUGCAGUCCUCUUUUAACCUGGACACUCUACACAAUGUGAUGGAAGCAACCAAAGACCGAAUCCCUGCUAUAAACGAGGCUAUUCUUAAAGUUAUCAACAAGUACCACACGGCACACUUUAGUUUUGAUCUGAACCGUGGGGGGAUGAAACUUAAAAACACUUUGUCCAAUGCAGUGGAGCGAGCAUAUUAUGAAUUCCCAGUGUCUUUCGAUGGACUGCAGAAUUCCAUAGACCAGAUAAGUGACAAAGGGACUGACAUAUACAGAAAAGCAUCGGAUGACCUUAUGUCUUUCAACUUGCAAGAUUUUGUGGAGAAGUUGGAAAAAGAGCUUUUCGGUAUUGAAAAAUUCUUAUUUGCACAGAUACCAGAAUUAGAGUCUAACCUUCAUAUAUACUUAAGGGAUUUAAAGUUCACAAUUCCAGGUUACGAGGAGCAAAUUUCCGGUUUGGAUAUUUCUGAUAAAAUCCGCACAGUUACCGAUCAUAUCACAGAAAGAGCAGCUAAACGUUUUUUAAGUCUUAUAGGAAUGAUCACGAGCCAUAUUAAAGAAAUUGAGUUCACGAUACCAGGGACAGAUGUUUUCGUAAGUGGGGAACAGAUUUUGAAACGCUUAGAUGACUAUCAAAGACAACUGAAACUGGAGCUAUGGAAUGCGUUUACAGAUUGGUCCAAAAAGUUGAUUGAGUUUUUCAAACUGAUUGUUGAGAAGGGACAGGAUUUUAUUAAUUAUCUUAGUAAUGAAAAUAAGAAAAUUGCAUCUAAAAUUGAAGAUGUAUUUGUGGAGGUGAAACAGUUGUCAAAAGGGCAAAGUAGAAAAGCGGGUGGUGUGAUAGCAGAACACAAGGACUCGACUAAAGAAGUUAUACACAAUGUUUACAUCUCAUUUGACAUGGACAAUAUAAACAUAGAGGCCAAAGAUUUUGUUGGAUUUUUACAGUUAAAACUUCACAGUGGACUCAGAAAAAGCAUAGAUUUCAUGUCAAAAGCCUCAGAGAGCACAGCACCUUAUUUUAAAAUGACAAGUAAAAGAGUAGAAAUUGAAAUUCCAUUACCGUUUCUAUGGAAGUCGUUUAGUGAAUGGCCAACAAUACCAAUAGAGUGGUUUGACACUGAUACUUCUGUGUAA
This is a messenger RNA of Periophthalmus magnuspinnatus, 13179 nucleotides long. Its product is annotated as apolipoprotein B-100-like. Gene Ontology annotation, molecular function: low-density lipoprotein particle receptor binding; cholesterol transfer activity. The record is from RefSeq and is a predicted model, not a curated record. Gene Ontology annotation, biological process: triglyceride mobilization; cholesterol transport; cholesterol homeostasis. Gene Ontology annotation, cellular component: low-density lipoprotein particle; very-low-density lipoprotein particle; mature chylomicron. Lineage: Eukaryota; Metazoa; Chordata; Actinopteri; Gobiiformes; Gobiidae.